GAUUCCUAAAAUGGCGGAUGACAUGGAAAUCGAAAACGAAUCUCAACAAAAACCUUCCAAAAUGUUCACUCUGAAGAAGUGGAAUGCUGUGGCUAUGUGGAGCUGGGAUGUAGAAUGUGAUACUUGUGCCAUCUGUAGAGUUCAAGUGAUGGAUGCCUGUUUGCGCUGCCAAGCUGAGAACAAACAAGAAGACUGUGUUGUUGUGUGGGGAGAAUGUAAUCACACAUUUCACAAUUGCUGCAUGUCACUGUGGGUGAAACAGAACAACCGUUGCCCCCUUUGUCAACAGGAAUGGGUACUACAGAAGACUGGAAACUAACAUCAACUAGAGACAUAUUGACUUGGCCUUGGAUAUAAACGCCAACUGGACCCAAAGAAAUAUCAAUUAAGCACAUGUCUGCAUCCUUUAGGCUUUCAUCCAUUUGAAUGGAAAAGACUUUCAGUGUUCUCAAAAAUGACUGUAUAUUUCCCCUGUAUGUAUGUAUGUGUGUAUAGUGUAAGAUAACAAAUUUGUAAUAAAAUAUUCAAAAACGAUUUCUCAUUUUAACUGCUUCCUUGGACUUUACGGUGCAGAUGGAUCCUAUGAUAUGGAACAGCAGGUGAUCGCCCGAGAAUGUUUACCCUUCAUCUCAUAUUAUGGAAUAAAGAAAUAAAUAGAAAGAUGAAUUUCAUAAAGUAAUGUUUAAUUUUAAAUAGAUAUAUAUACCUGUAUAUAAAUAUUAUUCACAUACUAUCAUCUUGAACUCGAGUCUGAGAUCAGUCACCUUUACAUGACUGAUAAGAGUUGGUUUGUUACAAAA
Molecule: messenger RNA, 800 nt
Organism: Lineus longissimus
Lineage: Eukaryota; Metazoa; Nemertea; Pilidiophora; Heteronemertea; Lineidae
Product: RING-box protein 2-like
Exons: 3
Coding region: 11-319 (102 amino acids)
Biological process (GO): ubiquitin-dependent protein catabolic process; protein ubiquitination
Cellular component (GO): nucleus; Cul5-RING ubiquitin ligase complex
Molecular function (GO): cullin family protein binding; zinc ion binding; ubiquitin protein ligase activity
Source: RefSeq, a predicted model, not a curated record